Didymodactylos carnosus is the source of this 427-nucleotide messenger RNA. Lineage: Eukaryota; Metazoa; Rotifera; Eurotatoria; Philodinida; Philodinidae. The record is from the annotation of a GenBank genome assembly.
AUGUUGAAGUUAGUAUUUGACGAUACCAUAUGGCGUCGUUCUGUUAUCGUUAAUGUAAUCCUAUUGGUAGUAAUUGCUUCGUCUCAUGUACAUGAAAUAUUUGGUCGCCGUGCAUUACCUGAUCCACUAUUACCUGACAGUUACAUAUGUUCAUUUGAUUAUACUAAAAAAUAUUUAAGUAUACUUGAUGACGUUUUUGCCAUUGUACAUAUUGCAAUACCCUGUUUAAUACAUAUCAUAUGUAUAGUAUUCACAGUAAUAAGAACACAUUACUUUCCUACUGGAGAUUCAACAGCCGAACCCGAUGUUGCCACACCAACAAACAGAUCGUGGUUAAAUGAUAUAAAAACAAACCGUGAAUAUUUAAUACCACCCAUAUUAAUCAUUGUAUGUUCGUUACCACAUUUUUUAUUUGCACAUGUUAUUA